Messenger RNA from Pyrus x bretschneideri (Chinese white pear), 5411 nucleotides. RefSeq names its product transcription elongation factor SPT6 homolog. Gene Ontology annotation, molecular function: histone binding; nucleosome binding; nucleic acid binding. Gene Ontology annotation, biological process: transcription elongation-coupled chromatin remodeling; positive regulation of transcription elongation by RNA polymerase II; nucleosome organization. The record is from RefSeq and is a predicted model, not a curated record. Gene Ontology annotation, cellular component: transcription elongation factor complex. Lineage: Eukaryota; Viridiplantae; Streptophyta; Magnoliopsida; Rosales; Rosaceae.
GACAAACACAAGGCAAGUGGCGACUACUGAGUCAUAUUUCUUCUUGGUGCUCAGAACUUGAAAGAUCUGUGACACUGACCGACUCUCUCAAAAAAGGCAAAAAACCACUCUCCCUCUCCAUUUCUUCUGAAUCUUCGCAUCCCUAACCCUAACCCUAAUCUCUCUCCCCCUUCCACCACAACCAUGGGCAAAGCUGUUGUCUCUGACGAAGAAGAUGAGGUCGAGCUCGACGAGGACGACAGGGAACCUCUUCACGGCGAUGCCGUCGAUGACCAGGAUGGUGGCGACGAGGACGAGGACGAGGAAGAAGAAGGGCCAGAUGAAUAUGAGAAGGAUGAUUUUAUAGUAGAUGAUGUAGACGAAGACGAUGAGCAAGAGGAGGAAGAAGAGAGAGCAGACAGUGAUGAAGAACGGCAGAGGAAGAAAAAAAGAAAGAAAAAAGAGGAGUAUGUCCUUGAUGAAGAUGACUAUGAGCUCCUUGAGGACAAUAAUGUAAUUGCACCCCGAAGGAAGGCUGGGAAAUUUAAGCGUCUGAAAAAAGCUCAGAGGCAUGGUGUGGGGGAGCCUGGGGAAUUUUCUGACGAGGAGGAGUUUGAUGGUAGUGGUAAAGGUGGAAGAACUGCAGAGGAGAAACUUGAGCGCAGCUUAUUUGGUCAUGAUGAAGGUACUCCAUUUGAGGAUAUUGUUGAAGAGGAGGAACCAGAAGAAGCAGAAGAUGAUGGAGAAGUUGGUGAAGAGGAUGAAAUGGCAGACUUUAUAGUCGAUGAAGAGUUUGAUGAGACUGGGACUCUUGUGAGACAGAGGAAGCUUAAGAGAAAAAAGUCUAGGCAGGCACCAGGAGUAUCAUCAGAUGCUUUGCAGGAAGCUCACGAUAUAUUUGGUGAUGUUGAUGAAUUACUACAGCUCCGUAAGCAAGGUUUGGAUUCCAGUGAAUGGAGGGAAAGGAAGCUCGAGGAUGAAUUUGAACCAAUUAUUCUUUCUGAAAAGUAUAUGACAGAGAAGGAUGACCAGAUUCGGGAGCUUGAUGUUCCAGAAAGAGUGCAGGUAUACGAGGAAACCACUGGUUCUUUUCCACUGGAUGGAAUUAGUAUAGACGAUGAGAGUACCUGGAUAUAUGAUCAAAUUGCAAGUGGUACAAUACCUUUGUUUAGCAAGCCAGGCUUGGCGAAUUCUAUAAGCAGGGAAGAUAUCAACAGAUUUUUGGACUUGCAUCAUGUGCAGAAGCUGGACAUUCCUUAUAUUGCUAUGUAUCGGAAAGAGGAUUGCCUUAGUUUAUUGAAAGAUCCUGAACAUCUUGAAUUGGAAGAUGUAAAUCAGAAUGAAAAUGAGAAAUCGUCUGGGCUAAAGUGGCACAAGGUACUUUGGAAUAUUCAGGACUUGGACAGAAAAUGGCUUCUGCUUCAGAAACGAAAAAGUGCUCUGCAAUCUUACUACAAUAAGCGAUUUGAGGAAGAAUCCCGACGUAUAUAUGAUGAGAGCAGACUUACAUUGAAUCAACAACUUUUUGAGUCAAUCAUGAAGUCGCUCAAGGCUGCAGAAUCAGAGAGAGAGGUUGAUGAUGUUGACACCAAGUUUAACUUGCAUUUCCCUCCAGGUGAGGCUGGAGUGGAUGAGGGACAAUAUAAGAGGCCCAAGAGGAAAUCUCUUUACAGUGUCUGCAGUAAGGCUGGCCUGUGGGAAGUUGCAAGCAAAUUUGGUUACAGCUCUGAGCAGUUUGGACUGCAAUUAUCUCUAGAAAAAAUGAGAAUGGAUGAGUUGGAGGAUGCGAAGGAGACACCGGAGGAGAUGGCGUCGAACUUCACAUGUGCAAUGUUUGAGACACCUCAAGCUGUGCUCAAAGGGGCUAGGCAUAUGGCAGCUGUUGAGAUAAGUUGUGAGCCAUGUGUCAGGAAGUAUGUUCGAUGCAACUACUUGGAUACCGUUGAGUUAUCGACAAGCCCCACACCCGCCGGAAAUGCGGCAAUAGAUGCUUUUCAUCAGUUCUCUGGCGUGAAGUGGUUGCAAAGAAAGCCAUUAAAUAAAUUUGAGGAUGCACAAUGGCUGCUUAUCCAGAAGGCUGAGGAGGAGAAGCUUCUUCAGGUUACUAUUAAGUUGCCAGAAGACAGACUAAAUAAGUUGAUAAGCGACUUUAAUGAGUACUAUCUUAGUGAUGGUGUUAGUAAGUCUGCACAACUGUGGAAUGAGCAACGGAAGUUGAUAUUACAGGAUGCUCUUUUUAGUUUUCUUCUUCCUUCAAUGGAGAAAGAAGCAAGAUCGAUGUUGACCAGUAGAGCAAAAAACUGGUUACUCAUGGAAUAUGGAAAGGUUUUGUGGAAUAAAGUCUCAGUGAGACCAUACCAAAGGAAGGAAAAUGAUAAUAGCUCAGACGAUGAACCUGCACCUAGGGUCAUGGCUUGCUGCUGGGGCCCUGGGAAGCCAGCAACCACUUUUGUGAUGUUAGAUUCAUCUGGGGAGAUUCUAGAUGUACUUUACACGGGGUCCCUCACUUUACGCUCUCAUAAUGUUAAUGAUCAGCAACGAAAGAAAAAUGAUCAAGAACGUGUUCUGAAGUUCAUGACUGAUCAUCAACCACAAGUCGCCGUCCUAGGCGCUGUUAACUUGUCUUGUGUUCGCCUAAAAGAUGAUAUUUAUGAGAUAAUUUUUAAGAUGGUGGAGGAAAAUCCUAGAGAUGUUGGCCAUGAUAUGGACGGUUUAAGCAUUGUAUAUGGGGAUGAAUCUUUGGCCCGCCUGUAUGAAAAUUCUCGGAUUUCAUCUGAUCAGCUACCUGCACAACAAGGAAUUGUCAAGAGGGCUGUGGCUCUUGGGCGUAAUCUUCAAAAUCCAUUGGCAAUGGUUGCCACACUUUGUGGACCAGGAAGAGAAAUCUUAUCUUGGAAACUCAAUCCUUUUGAGAACUUUCUCACCCCAGAUGAGAAGUAUGUGAUGGUUGAACAGGUCAUGGUAGAUGUCACGAACCAGGUAGGCCUUGAUAUUAAUUUGGCUAUAAGCCACGAAUGGUUAUUUGCACCUUUGCAAUUCAUUUCUGGGCUUGGACCUAGAAAGGCGGCAUCUUUGCAGAGAUCGUUGGUAAGAUCUGGUGCAAUAUUUACUCGAAAGGAUUUGGUGAACCCACACGGGCUUGGUAGAAAGGUAUUUGUUAAUGCAUCCGGUUUCUUACGUGUUCGGCGGAGUGGAUUGGCUGCUAGCAGCAGCCAAUAUAUUGAUCUGUUGGAUGAUACGAGAAUUCAUCCAGAAUACUAUAUAAUUGCGCAAGACUUGGCCAAAGAUGUUUAUGAUGUGGAUGGUAACAACGAUGAUGAGGAUUUGGAGAUGGCUAUAGAACACGUCCGGGAUCGACCUAGUUAUCUAAAAAACCUUGAUGUUGAAGCUUAUGCUAAAAGUAAAAAGCUUGAGAAUAAGAUACAAACAUUUUAUGAUAUAAGGAGAGAAUUAAUACAGGGUUUUCAGGAUUGGCGUAAACAAUAUGAAGAACCAAGCCAGGAUGAAGAAUUCUAUAUGAUUUCAGGUGAAACCGAGGAUACCCUUGCUGAAGGAAGAAUUGUACAGGCUACAGUUCGCAGGGUGCAAGGUCAGAGGGCAAUUUGUGCUCUUGAAUCUGGAUUAACUGGCAUGCUUAUGAAAGAAGAUUAUUCAGAUGAUUCAAGAGAUAUGGAAUUGUCUGACAGACUGAAUGAGGGCGACAUUCUCACUUGCAAGAUCAAAUCCAUUCAAAAGAAUAGGUACCAAGUUUUCCUAAGUUGUAGAGAGAGUGAGAUGAGAAAUAACCGUUAUCAGAACACUCAGAAUCUUGAUACCUAUUACCAUGAAGACCGAAGAAGUCUACAGAGUGAGCAAGAUAAAGCUCAUAAGGAGAAAGAGCUUGCAAAGAAGCAUUUCAAGCCAAGGAUGAUUGUUCAUCCUCGCUUCCAAAAUAUAACUGCAGAUGAAGCAAUGAAGUUCUUGUCUGAUAAGGAUCCUGGGGAAAGUAUCAUUCGUCCCAGUUCCCGCGGGCCUUCGUAUUUAACCUUGACUCUCAAGGUUUAUGAUGGAGUAUAUGCUCACAAAGACAUUGUUGAAGGUGGAAAGGAUCAUAAGGAUAUCACGAGCUUACUCCGCAUUGGGAAGACUUUGAAAAUUGGGGAGGACACUUUUGAGGAUUUGGAUGAGGUAAUGGAUCGUUAUGUUGAUCCCUUGGUAGCUCACUUGAAGGCAAUUCUAAAUUAUCGCAAGUUCAAAGGAACAAAACAAGAGGUCGAUGAACUUUUGAAGAUUGAGAAAUUGGAGUAUCCUAUGAGGAUAGUUUAUUCUUUUGGGAUAUCGCAUGAACAUCCAGGCACUUUCAUCCUGACCUAUAUACGGAGUACAAAUCCACACCAUGAGUAUGUUGGUCUAUAUCCGAAGGGAUUCAAAUUCAGAAAAAGGAUGUUUGAAGACAUUGAUCGGCUUUUAGCAUAUUUUCAGCGCCAUAUUGAUGACCCUCAGCAUGAGUCAGGACCAUCUAUUAGAUCAGUCGCUGCUAUGGUGCCGAUGCGAAGCCCUGCAGCUGGGGGUUCUUCAGGGGCAUCUGUGGGCAGUGGCUGGGGUGGAUCAACUAAUGAGGGUGGUUGGAGAGGCCAGUCUUUUGAUGGGGAUCGGUCAUCUACACCGAGUUCACGAACAGGUCGAAGUGAUCAUAGAAAUGGUGGUAGUCGGGAUGGGCAUCCAAGCGGCCUACCUAGACCAUAUGGUGGGCGUGGUCGUGGUCGAGGAGCAUAUAACAACAGAGGAAAUAGCACUGGCAAUGAGAGGCAGGAUUCUGGUUAUGAUGCUCCUGCGUGGGGUUCAGAUUCCAAGGAUGGGGAUGAUGGUUUGGGCAAAUUUCCAGGUGCAAAGGUCCAGAACUCACCUGGAAGGGAAGCUUUCCCUGGUGGUUGGGGUGCUGGUGGAAGUGGGAGUGGAGGUGGUGGCAGUAGCUGGGGCGGUGGAGCUGGCUCCAGUGGAAAUGAUGCAUGGGGCGGUGCUGCUGAUAAUGGGACUUCAGGAUGGGGUUCUGACACCAAGAAAAAAGGUUCUGGUGAUGGAGAUUUGGGAUGGGGUUCUGAACCGAAAAGAAGUACCCAGUCUCAGUCUGGAAACAGAUGGUCUGGAACUGACGGAGGUGGCGGUUGGUGAAGGGGACAACUAUAUUUUGUAAUUGCCACUAGUAACAGUUUACAACUACCGGCUGCUGUGGUGAUGGAUGGUUUGGAAGCAGCUGCUGUAUGUUGCUGAAGCCCCAUGACCUCUCUCCUGACUUGUUUCGGCCUUUGGUAGGCUCAGUUUUAGCGUUAUGCAAACUAUAUUAAGAAGUUUCUGCUGCGGCAAACAAUUGUAACGGAUAUAACUAUAUGCUCUGCUGCCUUGUGCGUUUCUCUAUUAUUAUUCGUAUAUUAUCAUUAUUGUUAUUAUGAUUA